Molecule: messenger RNA, 6453 nt
Organism: Rhineura floridana
Lineage: Eukaryota; Metazoa; Chordata; Lepidosauria; Squamata; Rhineuridae
Gene: PLAU
Product: plasminogen activator, urokinase
Exons: 11
Coding region: 169-1473 (434 amino acids)
Biological process (GO): regulation of cell adhesion mediated by integrin; plasminogen activation
Molecular function (GO): serine-type endopeptidase activity
Source: RefSeq, a predicted model, not a curated record
AUUGUUGGGAUUGGGAGGCUAACCCUUCUGCUGCUGCUAUCACUGCUAUUGCUGUAAUAUCACAGAAUUCAGUACGGUUUUGGCACUGUUGUUCAACUGAAACCUGGGAAAAGAAGACCCCAGGAACUGAACCAAACUGGUGAAAAUAGGAACCUCUUACCCAACACAAUGAAGUUACUUGUCAUCAUCAUCUUUGUAAUGCUCAGUGUUCUCAUCACAGACAUAGCAUCGACUCACCACUGGCAGAAAGGGCACAAGCAAACAAGCAAAACUAAAUAUGAACAUAAAGGUUGUAACUGUUUAAAUGGAGGAACCUGUGUCUCCUAUCAGCUCUUUUCUCAAAUUAAGCGCUGCUUAUGUCCUAAAGGAUAUAGUGGGAAUCACUGUGAAAUAGAUUCUGAAAGUCAGUGUUAUACCGGCAAUGGAGAAGACUACAGAGGGACUGAGUCAGUGAAUGAGAACAGUGAAAGGUGCCUGGAUUGGGACUCCCCUUCGCUACGGAGACAGCCUUAUAAUGAGGGCAUGGAGGAUGCCAUGAAACUUGGCUUAGGAAAGCACAACUACUGCAGAAAUCCAGAUGGCCAAUCUAAACCAUGGUGUUACAUUAGGAAGGGAUUUCAAAUGUUUUCAACACCCUGUAAUAUAAAUGUGUGUCAAAAAGAACCCACAUGUGGCCAGAGGAGCUUUAGCAAGUACUUUAAGAUUGUGGGUGGGCACAAGGCAGCUAUUGAGUCUCAGCCUUGGAUAGCAACCAUAUUCCAAUCCGAUAGGAAAGGAAGCAAUCAGUUUCUUUGUGGUGGUAGCCUCAUAGAUGCAUGUUGGAUCCUUACAGCCGCACACUGUUUUGAAAGCAAGACUGACCCAUCCAAGUUGACUGUCAUUCUUGGAAAGUCUGAAUUGUAUAUUGAUGAUACGAGGCAGCAAAAAUUCAAUGUCGAUAGGAUUGUUAUUCAUGAGGAAUACUCCCAACAAAGAAUGGACUAUGAUAAUGACAUUGCCCUAAUAAGAAUCCGAUCGUCUUCUGGCCAGUGUGCAGAAGAGUCAGACACUGUGAAAACCAUCUGUUUGCCAUCUCAAAACUUAUUACUGAGAGACAAUUUCCAAUGUGAGGUUUCUGGUUAUGGAAAAGAAAAGAAAACUGCCAUUUACUACUCAAGGAUCCUGAAAUCGACCAAUGUGAACUUGAUAUCCCAGUCUUUGUGUCAGAUAUACUAUGAAGGUCGCAAGGUGAAUGGCAACAUGUUCUGUGCUGGGGAUCCAACAUGGAAAACUGAUUCAUGCAAAGGAGAUUCUGGUGGUCCCCUGGUUUGUGUGAGCAAUGACAGGAUGGUCCUAUAUGGGAUUGUCAGCUGGGGUGACGGCUGUGCUAACAAAGAGAAGCCUGGAGUCUACACAAGGGUCACAGAAUACCUUCGCUGGAUCGAAACACACAUGAAUGGAGUCCAUUUCAAAAGUUACCACCUUCCUAAAUGAAGACGGGAGCUUUCCGUGGAGCAUGGGGCUGACGCAUGGCAUUAACCAUCAUACCAAACUCAGGAAAACUGAGCCAAAUAUUAUUGCAGUGGAUGGAAACUCCAAGCCUUGUUUUGGAGUUGACCUUUCCUCUUUAGUGGCUACGUUUCUUAGACUUUCAUCAGAUUAAUUUGUUAAUGCUCAUGUCGUUAUGUCUGAAGCAAAAACCUACAGCCAGCACUGUGAACAACACACAUUCUCCCAUGGGGGAAAAAUCCUACAAUAUUUAACAUUUAAAUGAGAAGUGUUUACUUCAGCCAGUGUAAUGUACAUGUGGCACUUUCUACAGGAGUCAGUAUUAUACUAUGCCAGUAGGGUUUUUUUGGUAAGGUUUUGAAAUCAGCUACUAAUUUACUAACAAUUAGUGCUACCCAGAAAAACACAGCUGUCUCAUUGAAUUUAAUGGGAUUUAAGGACAAAUAUUCUGGCAUAUUGAUUUCAAUGGCAUUAUGUGCUCUCUGUGGGAUGCAGUGUCAGAUUUUUGAAAAAAUGAAUCUAAAUUUGGGUUUCUUUACAUUUUUAAAAAGCAUGUUGGAGAUACAGGCCAUUGUGAUCUCAGGGUAAUAAAAAGGGGAAAUCCCAGGGGGCUUACUGGGUAUUCAUCACUCAGGUCAAGAAUCAGUGGGUUGUCCACAGAACCAACCCAAGAUAUAUUCUCAUUCCCAAGUGGUUAUGCCAUACAGUCUGAAACGUUUGCAUGCUGCUUCAUUGGUGUCCCUGAGAUAUGUCACCCCAAACUCACAGUUUGGAUUGCUUCUACAAUCAAGCCAGCCCUGGUUGUCCAAGGCAAAUCAGCAAGCUAGCUCUCCAACAUAUUAACCUCACACAUUAGUCACUGAGCCAUACAGCAGGUUAUUUCUUGAUAAGUAACGUUGGGGUAGGGGUGCAAUCUACACAGAAGUUCUCCAGUCACUGAAGUGCAGGGAGGUACGUGAGGCUACCCUAACCUUGCUGGAGCUGAGCAGGUGCAGGUCUGGUCAGUGCCUUGAUGGGUAACUGUGUGGGAACCACAUCUAUGUCACUUGAGCUCCAUGAUGGAAGAAAGGCAAAGGGGAAUUAAAAUGUAAACCAUUUCUGGCAUUUUAAUUUACUACAGACAGAAAUGUUAGUUAUGAACUUUGAAAAAGAGUGAUGGGGAAAAUUCUUUUAAAAGAAGCAGCUUUAAAACAAAAAACAUUUUGGCUUUUGUUCCAGGAUUUAGUUAUCUCUGGCUUAGUUCAACUUGCAGUUCCACAGGAGCUGCUGAGAUGAAUGACUAAGAUAAGAGUGAGUGUAUUUUAGCAUUGUUAAUUAAUGAAUGUAUUUCAACAAAAUCCAUCAGUACCUACUUCCAUUUUGGCAUUCAUACUCCCCAGUUCCUUCCUUAAGGAAUGAUUCUACCAUAUUUGUCCAACUCUCUGUAUAGAAUGAUGGCAGGAUUUCUGCUGUCAAUUUUAAUUAUAAGGUGACUAAAUUCUAUUAUGCACCUAAAAAAACCUCUGACACUGGUGUGUACAAGGCAAAAUUUUGUUAUGUGCCUCCAAGUCGACUACGACUUAUGGCGACCCUGUGAAUCCAUGACCUCCAAGAGCGUCUGUCAUGAACCACCCUGUUCAGAGCUUGUAAGUCCUGGUCUGUGGCUUCCUUGAUGGAAUCAAUCCAUCUCUUGUUUGGCCUUCCUCUUUCUCUACUCCCUUCUGUCUUUCCCAGCAUUAUUAUCUUUUCUAGUGAAUCAUAUCUUCUCAUGAUGUGUCCAAAGUAGGAUAACCUCAGUUUCAUCAUUUUAGCUUCUAGUGAUAGUUUUAGUUUAAUUUGUUCUAACACCCAAUUAUUGGUCUUUUUCGCAGUCCAUGGUAUGGGGAAAGCUCCCCUCCAACACCACAUUUCAAAUGAGUUGAUUUGUCUCUUAAUCCACUUUUUUCACUGUCCAACUUUCACAUCCAUACACAGAGAUCGGAAAUACCAUGGUCUGAAUGAUCCUACUUUUAGUGUUCAGUGAUACAUCUUUGCAGUUGAGGACUCUCUCACAGCUGCCCUCCCCAGUCCUAGCCUUCUUCUGAUUUCUUGACUAUUGUCUCCAUUUUGGUUAAUGACUGUGCCAAAGUAUUGAUAAUCCUUGACAAGUUCAAUGUCCUCAUUGUCAUCUGUAAAGUUACAUAAAUCUUCUGUUGUCAUUACUUUAGUCUUCUUGACGUCCAGCUGUAGUCCUGCUUUUGUGCUUUCCUCUUUAACUUUCAUCAGCAGUCGUUUCAAAUCAUUACUCGUUUCUGCUAGUAGUAUGGUAUUGUCUGCAUAUUUUAAAUUAUUGAUAUUUCUCCCUCCAAUUUUCACACCUCCUUCAUCUUGGUCCAAUCUUGCAUUCCGUAUGAUAUGUUCUGCGUAUAGAUUAAAUAAAUAGGGUGAUAAAAUACACCCCUGUCUCACACCCUUUCCGAUGGGGAACCAAUUGGGUUCUCCAUAUUCUGUCCUUACAGUAGCCUCUUGUCCAGAGUAUAGGUUAUGCAUCAGGACAAGCAGAUGCUGUGGCACCCCCAUUUCUUUUAAAGCAUUCCAUAGUUUUUCAUGAUCUACACAGUCAAAGGCUUUGCUGUAAUCUAUAAAGCACAGGGUGAUUGUCUUCCGAAAUUCCUUGGUCCAUUCCAUUAUCCAACGUAUGUUUGCGAUAUGAUCUCUGGUGCCUCUUUCCUUUCUAAAUCCAGUUUGGAUGUCUGGCAUUUCUCUCUCCCUAUAUGGUAAGAGCCUUUGUUGUAGAAUCUUGAGCAUUACUUUACUUGCAUGGGAUAUUAAGGCAAUUGUUUGAGAAUUACUGCAUUCCCUGGGAUCCUCUUUCUUUGGAAUUGGGAUGUAUAUGGAACGCUUCCAGUCUGUGGGCCAUUGUUUAGUUUUCCAUAUUUCUUGAUGGAUUUUUGUCAAAAAUUUUACAGAUUCGGUCUCAGUUGCUUGUAGCAACUCUAUUGGUAUGCCAUCUAUUCCUGGUGAUUUGUUUCUUCCAAGUAUUUUAAGAGCAGCUUUCACAUCACAUUCUAAAAUUUCUGGUUCUUCAUCAUACGGUUCCUCCGUGAAUGAAUCUGUCAUCCUGGCAUCUCUUUUAUAGAGUUCUUCAGUGUAUUGCUUCCAUCUUCCUUUUAUUUCAUUUCAGUCAGUCAGUGUGUUCCCCUGUGGAUUAUUCAACAUCCCUAUUCUUGGUUGAAAAUUCCCUUUCGUUUCUCUAAUCUUUUGGAAUAGGGCUCUUAUUCUACCCUUUUUGUUGUCCUAAGAACAUAAGAACAUAAGAAGAGCCUGCUGGAUCAGGCCAGUGGCCCAUCUAGUCCAGCAUCCUGUUCUCACAGUGGCCUACCAGGUGCCUGGGGGAAGCCCGCAAGCAGGACCCGAGUGCAAGAACACUCUCCCCUCCUGAGGCUUCCGGCAACUGGUUUUCAGAAGCAUGCUGCCUCUGACUAGGGUGGCAGAGCACAGCCAUCAUGGCUAGUAGCCAUUGAUAGCCCUGUCCUCCAUGAAUUUGUCUAAUCUUCUUUUAAAGCCGUCCAAGCUGGUGGCCAUUACUGCAUCUUGUGGGAGCAAAUUCCAUCGUUUAACUAUGCGCUGAGUAAAGAAGUACUUCCUUUUGUCUGUCCUGAAUCUUCCAACAUUCAGCUUCUUUGAAUGUCCACAAGUUCUAGUAUUAUGAGAGAGGGAGAAGAACUUUUCUGUAUCCACUUUCUCAAUGCCAUGCAUAAUUUUAUACACUUCUAUCAUGUCUCCUCUGACCCGCCUUUUCUCUAAACUAAAAAGCCCCAAAUGCUGCAACCUUUCCUCGUAAGGGAGUCGCUCCAUCCCCUUGAUCAUUCUGGUUGCCCUCUUCUGAACCUUUUCCAACUCUAGAAUAUCCUUUUUGAGAUGAGGUGACCAGAACUGUACACAGUAUUCCAAAUGCGGCCGCACCAUAGAUUUAUACAACAGCAUUAUGAUAUCGGCUGUUUUAUUUUCAAUACCUUUCCUAAUUAUUGCUAGCAUGGAAUUUGCCUUUUUCACAGCUGCCGCACACUGGGUCGACAUUUUCAUCGUGCUGUCCACCACAACCCCAAGGUAUCUCUCCUGGUCAGUCACCGCCAGUUCAGACCCCGUGAGCGUAUAUGUGAAAUUCAGAUUUUUUGCUCCAAUAUGCAUAAUUUUACACUUGUUUAUAUUGAAUUGCAUUUGCCAUUUUUCCACCCAUUCACUCAGUUUGGAGAGAUCUUUUUGGAGCUCUUCACAAUCCCUUUUUGUUUUAACAACCCUGAACAAUUUAGUGUCGUCAGCAAACUUGGCCACUUCACUGCUCACUCCUAAUUCUAGGUCAUUAAUGAACAAGUUGAAAAGUACAGGUCCCAAUACCGAUCCUUGAGGGACUCCACUUUCUACAGCCCUCCAUUGGGAGAACUGUCCGUUUAUUCCUACUCUCUGCUUUCUGCUUCUUAACCAAUUCCUUAUCCACAAGAGGACCUCUCCUCUUAUUCCAUGACUGCUAAGCUUCCUCAGAAGCCUUUGGUGAGGUACCUUGUCAAACGCUUUUUGAAAGUCUAAGUACUAUGUCCACUGGAUCACCUCUAUCUAUAUGCUUGUUGACACUCUCAAAGAAUUCUAAUAGGUUACUGAGACAGGACUUUCCCUUGCAGAAGCCAUGCUGGCUCUGCUUCAGCAAGGCUUGUUCUUCUAUGUGCUUAGUUAAUCUAGCUUUAAUAAUACUUUCUACCAGUUUUCCAGGGACAGAAGUUAAGCUAAGUGGCCUGUAAUUUCCGGGAUCCCCUCUGGAUCCCUUUUUGAAGAUUGGCGUUAUAUUUGCCACUUUCCAGUCCUCAGGCACGGAGGAGGACCCGAGGGACAAGUUACAUAUUUUAGUUAGCAGAUCAGCAAUUUCACCUUUGAGUUCUUUGAGAACUCUCGGGUGGAUGCCAUCCGGGCCCGGUGAUUUGUCAGUUUUUAUAUUGUCCAUUAAGCUUAGAA